Trichoderma asperellum CBS 433.97 is the source of this 540-nucleotide messenger RNA. Lineage: Eukaryota; Fungi; Ascomycota; Sordariomycetes; Hypocreales; Hypocreaceae. The record is from RefSeq and is a predicted model, not a curated record.
AUGUCUUUUAUACCAUUUUUCGAAAAUGACGAUUCUCGCUGGCAAGCAGUGCAGGAUCGAGACAUAAACUCUGACGGGUUGUUUGUCUACGCAGUCAGAAGCACAAAAGUAUUUUGCCGACCGGUUUGCAAAUCUAGGCAUCCUCGCCGGUCCAAUGUUUCGUUCUAUGCGACAGGAAAGCAAGCACAGCUAUCAGGCUUCCGCCCAUGCAAGCGUUGUAAGCCGGAAUUGGAAGGUCUCAUGCCAGAGGAAACGGCGGUGCAGAAAAUUCGCGAAUUCUUACAGGAGUUGGAAAGAACAGCAGCCAAUAACGAGGACUCUUGUCAACUCAGCUUGAGUCAGAUGGCGAGGCAAGCCAAAGUAUCCAAAUGGUACUUUCACAGAGUAUUUAAAAAAUCCGUUGGCGUGACUCCAGUGCAGUACUUAAAGAUAUGGCGAGACACGAUGCAUUCACAGAAUCGGAUUGACAACAACUGCUUGAAUUGGCUUGAUCAACCAACCCCCAGCACCCCAAUGUCCCAAGCGAGAUGGAUGAAAUAG